GCUUACUUGCUUGCUUGCUGAGUGUGCUGUAGGGUGCAGGAGACAGUCACGAGGGGGUUUGGCAGUCCCAUGAGCGGUCCCGUUUGGAAUACUCACCCCAAUCCGGUUUGGAGAAAUCUCGACUGACCGAAAGAAAUGGAUCGGAAGAGGACAACCCCCGAAAACCCGUCUACUCACUACUACUCACCUCAGACUCAACACCAGGGAUGGAUUCAAGUGUCAGACAUGACGGGCCCUUCAGGCUACUGGGUGCCGUGUGGCCAUGCGUGUGCAGAGCAGCCGGUGUGGAGCCCCAAGUACUGUGUGGUGACGGACAACCAGAUGUUACUAUUGGACAAGCAGGAGGUUCAUCCCUUGCUUCUGCAGGACAGACAGACGGCCUCGAGGGUUCGUUUGUUGCGUCGCACCAUUAGUGUUCCCGUGGAAACACACUUCCCAGAAUUCAACACUCACAUGUCUCCAGAGAGUGACUCCCCCCCUGAGAGGAGUGGGCGGCGGAGGAGCAUGCCCGGCUCCGAUAAAGUCCUCCCCAACAUGGAGCCCUCGGCCACCGCAACACCCUUCAGAGUCACCGUACUCUGCUUCCUCAUUUUGUUUUGA
This is a messenger RNA of Engraulis encrasicolus (European anchovy), 600 nucleotides long. RefSeq lists its product as uncharacterized. The transcript is spliced from 5 exons. Lineage: Eukaryota; Metazoa; Chordata; Actinopteri; Clupeiformes; Engraulidae. The record is from RefSeq and is a predicted model, not a curated record. The coding region runs from base 136 to 600 and encodes 154 amino acids.